This is a messenger RNA of Haplochromis burtoni (Burton's mouthbrooder), 1713 nucleotides long. RefSeq names its product calmodulin-binding transcription activator 2. The transcript has 8 exons. Gene Ontology annotation, molecular function: double-stranded DNA binding; transcription coregulator activity. Gene Ontology annotation, biological process: regulation of transcription by RNA polymerase II. Bases 311 to 1534 code for a protein of 407 amino acids. Lineage: Eukaryota; Metazoa; Chordata; Actinopteri; Cichliformes; Cichlidae. Gene Ontology annotation, cellular component: nucleus. The record is from RefSeq and is a predicted model, not a curated record.
GUUAUUUAGGAGCAGCCUCAUGGUUAGAGCUGUCAACACGCACACAGUUUUCUGAGCUUCAGGACUCCGAUGAUUGACGGUUUGUCCUUCUGCUGUUGAAUCUGCAGCAGUUUACCAGAGAUAACCCUCGAUACCGGUGCAUCAUGGGAAGUGUAGGACCCAGGGAGUUUUCUCACUCAGCAGCCCUGUUAGUAGCAACCCUGUGCAGUUUACGCUUCAGGAAUAAGUGACGUCUGUUAGUGGAGACGACCUUGCAGAAAUAAACCUAUAAAUAUUGUAAAGUUUUGUUUCGCCAUGCUAACGCCCUACAAUGCAAAAAAUCACCUCGCAGCGCUGCGUCAGUAACUAUAGACGAUGGAUGACAGGGUUUCACCCUCCGUGUUCUCUUCCUGCAGAUAAUCAGUUCAGGAUGUCCAUUCUCGAGCGGCUGGAGCAGAUGGAGCGCAGGAUGGUGGAGAUGGCCCGCGACAACCAACAGCAGCAACAACGGCAAAAUCAACAGCAGCACGGCAGCCAGCUGGCCACGCCCCCUCCUCCUCCACCAGAGGACCACGAACAGUCCUCUCAGUGGUUCGAAAGGAGGAUUGUGGGAGUGUGCGAGCGGAUGAUGAGGGGCGGUCGGUGGUCAGGGGGAGGAGGAGAGAGGCUUCAUCACUCCGUUCGUCACCGUGGCAUGACGCUGCUCCACCUGGCUGCUGCACAGGGAUACACACACCUGAUCCACACAGUUGCUAUGGUUACCAUCCCCACACCACAGGUUGACAUGGCAACGCUAGCAGAGCAAAUCAUCGAGGCAACCCCAGAGCGAAUCAAACAGGAGGAUUUCCCCAGGGGGGCGGAGUCACCGCUCCGAGAAAGGUGGGACAACCCGGCCAUACAGGACACCUGGCUGGCUACAUACCUGGAAACGGUCGACACCCACGCACACUCCCCUCCCAGGCGUGUGUGCCCCCCCUCACCACUCAGCGCUUUAGCCCUCCAGAGGCUCCGCCCUCCCUCUUCUGCAGCAUGGGCAGAAUUCCUCAACGCCUCAGCCAAUGGAAAGAUGGAGCGAGAUUUCGCCCUGCUGACGCUGACAGACGGCGAGCAGAGGGAGCUUUACGAGGCCGCCAGAAUCAUCCAGAACGCCUUCAGGAGAUACAAGGGUCGGAGGUUAAAGGAGCAGCAGGACAUGGCUGCGGCCGUCAUCCAGAGAUGCUACCGGAAGUACAAACAGCUAACAUGGAUAGCUCUGAAGGUAAUGUGGCUGACAGUAGACGUAGUGAUGUGUAGUCAGUACAUCGCCCUGUGUGUGUGUUGGUGUGUGGCUCACUGUUUAACGACCGCAGUAAUGUAUCCGUACUACCUCGAAGGUUUAGAAACACACACUGAUGACAGAUAUUUUCUUUUCUCGUUGUCAUUAAGGGGGUCGUUUCUGACAAAGAAACAGGACCAGGCAGCCCGCAAGAUCAUGAGGUUUCUGCGGCGCUGCAGACACAGGAUCAAAGAGCUGAAACAGACGAGGGAGCUGGAGAGGAGAGGACUGACCACCUAAACCAUUUCAACCUUUUCUCCUCUCCUCCAGCGGGGAGAGGGAUGACGGCGGGAACGAGAAAGUUCGGCAGGUUUAGUUUGAUGUAUACAAAGAGAAAAACCAAACGAGGAAACGACAGAUGGAGAGAAGGACAGUGACGGAGAGAUGCCUUACCCCACGCCAACUCUAUCUAUCUACUG